AUGUAUCUCCUGAACUUUGUAUACACAGAGACUAGAGGUGCACAUAAUUACUGGUUGAAUAAGGAGACAGUCGAUGCUCGUCCUGAUCAUAUCCUAAAUCUCAUCCACUACGAGGAUGCAGCUUCACUAGCAGUUGCAAUCAUGAAGAAGAAAGCUGGUGGUCGGAUUUUCUUGGCCUGUGACAACAGUCCUUUGUCAAGGCAAGAGGUGAUGGACCUGAUGGCUCAAAGUGGAAAAUACGAUAAGAAGUUCAAAGGUUUCACAAGCACCAGUGGUCCUUUAGGGAAGAAGCUGAACAACUCAAGGACAAGAGCUGAGAUAGGAUGGGAGCCUAAGUAUCCAAGCUUUGCUCAAUUUCUUGGAGUAUCCAAGUAA
This is a messenger RNA of Eruca vesicaria subsp. sativa (arugula), 375 nucleotides long. The record is from the annotation of a GenBank genome assembly. NCBI's taxonomy places the organism in Eukaryota, Viridiplantae, Streptophyta, Magnoliopsida, Brassicales, Brassicaceae.